Molecule: messenger RNA, 8263 nt
Organism: Salmo salar (Atlantic salmon)
Lineage: Eukaryota; Metazoa; Chordata; Actinopteri; Salmoniformes; Salmonidae
Biological process (GO): positive regulation of actin filament bundle assembly
Cellular component (GO): nucleus; Z disc; actin cytoskeleton
Molecular function (GO): actin binding
Source: RefSeq, a predicted model, not a curated record
GGGGGGAGUCCUGCUCAGGGAGAAAGAGAGAGAAAGUCCUACUCAGAGAGAGAAAGGGGAAGGGAGGGAGUCCUACUCAGAGAGAGAGAGAAAGAGAGAGAGAGAUAUGAGAGAGAAAGAGAGAGAGAAAGAGAGAGAGAGAUAUGAGAGGGUCCGACCCAGACAGAGGUAGAAGGGGGAGCCCUGAGGAGCUAAAAAAGGGGCAGGACAAACUAGCCACGCGCCUCACACACAGACAGACCCACCGGAGUACAGGUGGUAGUGUUCCAGACCUGGGCACUGCAUGGGCUUGGAGACAGAACCAGUGGAGAUCAGCCUCUCAUGACAACAAAAGCUUUACUCUACCCUGAAUUCUACAGCACCAUAUUCUACCAUACACUCCUUCAAUAGGGAUUGGAGAUACAGAUCACCCAGACUUAGAGUUGAAGUAUCACCCAGACUGGAUAAACAACUAACUUCCCUUAACAUAGACAUUGUUAUCUCCUCCAAAAAACAACCUAAAUAAACCAACUGACAGCUCGAAUUGCAGAGGGAUCAGACUGAGAACUCUGCUGCCUGGGCCUCAGCUCAAAUUACAAUGUAUGGAUAUAAUGGACUAAAACGUGACUCCCAGCAUUGACUCCUGGAUGGAUGGAUGGAUGCAUGGAUGAGAACAAUAAAAAAUAAAGAAAAGAUAUAGCUGACGUAUCGGCCAGUGGCGCUCGGAAACUCCUAACUGCUCUUAGGAGUGACCUUUUCUAGAGGGAAAUGUUGUUUCUCACUCCGUCCGAACCAAACGACAGGAAGCUUUGAAACACACGGCCACCCCAGUCACCCCCUCCUUGGCAUUGUUAAGUCUAAAGAGCUGCUCACUUUCUCCACAAGAAAAAUAAUCUGUCAGGGAGAGAUGGCAAUGCAGUCAACGGGCAUGUUUGGGUGGCUGGACUAAGAAAGGAAAGAAAGAAUGAUUGGAAGAAAGGGGGAGGAAGAGAAGAGAAACGUCUGGGUUUUGGAGAAAAAUAAAGAUUUAGAGGGAGGGAAGACAGACAAACAGAAAUAGAAAAGUUUGAUGGUUUCUCAGCCUUUCUGCAUUAGCUGGAGAUUUGAAGUAGAGCACAUCGUUAUUGUGUAAGCGUCUUGGCUGUGAUCCAUGGGAACUGAUCCAGCGUGCUGUGUGUCUGUGGAGCUCCCAGCCUGCUUUAGUCUCCUGGGACAUCCCUGAUACUGUUUCUGGUAGGUCCUGAGUACACUUCUCCCAUCUGUCACCCUCCCUCCUUGUUAGCAGGACUAAGGAACUAAAGGAAACCUUAAGGAGGAAUAAUGAAGAAAGUCUGAGGGAAGAGGUGUCCAGCAGCAGGAGAAGCAACAUGGACAGCUAAGAUUCUCCUUAUCCCCACUGGAUUUUUUGCUCCACUUGCUCCAAAAGAGGACUGUCUGAACUUACUCUGAACACUCCACAAACGGUGAUCCUCAAACUGACAUACAGACCAAGCCAGGGACGGCUGCAGACGGUCUGGGUAGAAGAAGAGACAGAAACUGUGGAGCAAACCAGAGGAGAAGCAGAGAAAUUCCACAACUCCUCCAGCAGAGCAGCAAAGAGAUGGAGACGGAGAGGGGUCAUAUGUCUGUGAGGAGAGGGGUAAGCUGGAGCCCAGGUGGAGGGAGGAAGCCCCUUCAGGGCGGACAUAGCGGGAACACGGACACCGGCAAAAGAGAGAGUGAUGCAUCUUUGGAGAGGCGGGACUACAAAGGGAUCAAAGGACAGGUGACAUCGACCUCCACCAAUCAGCUGGCUCGGAAAACCAACCUGGCGCGUAGUGCCAGCCUAUCAGAGAAGGAGUUGAAGGAGGCGAGGGUGAGGUCACAGAUCAUCGCGGCCCAGCUGACCGUCCCGUCUGGCUGCUCCAACUCUCGCGGCGUCCAGCUCUUCAACCGCCGCAAGCAGAGGGUCAACGCCUUCACGCUAGAUAGCUGCGGGGAAAGAACGAGGGAACAGGAGAGAGACGGAGAUAACAGGAACAACAACCUGACAUGGGAAGAGGAGAGGGAGGGUCCUAGUGAAGGGACAGAGACAGAGACAGACAGACAACUGAACUGGAAGAACAGCAGCGGGACAAAACCACCACUCUGGUCGCCACCCUUUGGAAGUGAGGUCACAGGAAGUGACAUCAUGGAGGACAGAGGUGAUGAGCAAAUCUACGAGGAAGUGGACGUGACACAAGAGAGACACUUCCAGCCGGUGAACGAGAGAGAAGAGGAGGAGGAAGAGAGGAGUGGAGAGAGAGAAAGAGAGGAUAUAUACGAGGAUAUUGAAGGUGAAGUGAAGGAUGAGAUUAUACAAGUAAAUGACAACAACACUGGUCCAGUCAGAGAGGAAGUGGGGAUGAAUAGGGGAUCAUACACAUACCCCACAGCUCCCCCUGAGAGCUGGCGUAAUGGCUUCCACAGCAUCCAGGGCUCUGCUGGAGAGAUCCAAAAUGGCGGGCGAGUUUCUAUGUCCCUGUCCAGACAGACCCCCACCAUCGUCAACCGGACAGCCAGACCCUUCUUCUCCCCGCCCACCAUACAGCUUAAGUCCCCAGAGGCCAGGAGUCCUGUCAUGGAUAACAACAUACUCCCAGCCCCCUCCUAUCCUACCCCCACUCUUCCCCCAGCCCCCUCCUACUCCACUCCCCCUCUCCCUGCUUUCACUGCCACUCGCCCUGUCACCUUCUCCCCUCCUCCCCCUCUUGCCUCAUGCUCCAUGCCUCCUCUCAAAGCCUUCUCCAUCCAUCCUCCUCCUCCCUCCCUGUCUCUCUCCAGUCCUCCUCCGAAGUCUGCCAUCAUGUUCCCUAGGUCUACACCCAUCCCCCAGUACAACCCUCCUCCUACAGCUGCCCCAGUGUCCCAAUAUCUACCCCCCAACCCUCCUGUCACCCAAUACAUCCCUCCUCCAACCUCCCCCAGACCCAACACCUUUGUCCCCUUCACCCCUCAGCCGAUUGGUCAACAGAACCAGCAGCAGCCAAUCAAAACGGGCAUUCUGGAGAAAGGGGCGGCGGCCAUCAGACGAUCGUCAACAGCCAGGAAGUCCAUGUUCACUUUUAAGGAGAAGCCUGUCAUGGCACCCAACCCUGAACUCCUCUCUCUGGUCCAGGGGAAUGAUGAUAGGAAGAAGCACGGCCUCCGCUCCGUUCCCGACCCAGCCCCAGAGGAGGAGCUGCUGGCUCUGGGGGCCGAGGCCUCUAACUUCCUAGCCAGGGAGGAGGUGAAGGCGGAGGCUGCCAACGUGCCGGAGUGGUCCUCCUGUCUCAAGAGCUCCAGGACCAGGGAGCCCAGGGUUCAGCACCAGCCAGAGCAGACCCUGACCAACGCAUCAGGGAAGGGGGCCGAGCUGUUCGCUAAGCGCCAGUCCAGGAUGGAGAAGUACGUAGUGGAGAACCAGAAUGUCUCCGGUGGUGGAGGUGGUCAGAUGAGGUCUCCGUCUCCCACCGCGUCUCUACCGCCGUCUUGGAUCUACCCAUCUAAUAUGCCUGGCCGGGUCAAAGCUAUCGCUAACAACACUGACCUCAGCGCCAGGCUGACCCGGACCCUCCAGACCCCUCAGCCCGUGAACAGGAGGCCCAGCCAGCAGGCAUCAACGUCGGCCCCGGUCCUCGCAGAACCACCCCUGGAGUACGGCUGCACCAAGAUAGAGAUGGACCUCUCCAGGCACCAACCCUACCAGCUCAACUCCUCCCUGUUUAUCUUCAACCCAGUCCAGGACUCUACCAGCACCCUGCUGAGCGCUCUGCCCCGGGGGGCCCCGCCACCACCCAAACCCCUGGUCUCAUCUGAGGCCUACUCCAGGCAGGCCUCCCUGCCCUCCUCCAACCCUCAGUCACACAACUACAACAGCCUGCCCCGCUUCAGGCCUACCCUGUCACCCUCACUUCAGCCCCCAUCAGGAGGAAUUGGAGGUAGGGAUAACUAUCCUCCACAACACGGGGGGACUCCACAGCUGAGGGACCCCAGGAUCACCUCUCCUGUCUCUGCCUUCUCUCCGGAGAGAGUGGCCUCUCCUCGGUCGAGCGUCCAGGCACCCAGACCCACAUUCUCUGCCAAGAGGGCCGGGAUCGAACCCCAGAUGAGGAAGGAGUCCCCUCCGACCACGACCCCCGCCACCACCCCCACCAGGACACCGCAGUUCACCCGUCGGUUCAGCAGCCCAGAGGGACCCCCCACUUCCAGGCCCCUCCAACAGGCGACAGCCACCUCCCCUGCCUCCCCACCCUGGGAGACAAGGUGCAAGUCACCCACUGUGGUCAACCAAGCCACCAAACCCUUCUCCACAGCCUCUUUAUCCAGGCCUAAACCAUCCACUACCACUUCACCUAUAUCGCCUGUAUCUCCCUGGGGGUCCCGCUGUCAAUCCCCUAACAUCAACCAGACAACCAAGCCUUUCUCCACCAUCAUCUCCAACUCUUCCUCUUCCAGACCCUCUCACCAAGGCACCAUCCCCUCUCCUCUCUCCCCCUCACCCCUGUCCCCUCCCUGGGGUUCCAGAUGCCAGUCUCCCAUCGUCAGCCCCAGCCCCAACAACUCCAAGGCAAACCAUCGCCUGUUAGCCAAGAACAUCAUCAACGCCGCCAAACGUAAAAACAGCCCGUCCCCAGGUGCUCUGAGCGGCCACAACCUCCCAAUCUCCCCACUAGGUGACAACACCACCCACCAGCACCACCAGGGCUACGACCACCAGCACCACCAUAUCAGCUCCAAACCACCCUUCAGCCCCUACCAGUCCAGGGCCAUGGGGUGCCAGUCCCCCCCCUUCACCAGCCCACCUCCCACCCCUACUGGGGUGAUCCGGUCCCCAGUAAGGCUCUACAACACCAGGUCCCUCACUGACUCGGAUGCUUCAGUGGAGUCGGAGGACUCUGGGCUGAGGUCUCCAGGACUGCAGCGUACCCACAACACCAGUCCCCGGGGCUGGGGCGGCAGCCUGAGGGUUAAGAGGGGUAGUUUUGGCACCGACCUAUAGGGGGAGCCGGGGAGAGAGGGUCAGGAGAAAGGACCACUGAGCUUACCCAAUAAGAGAAGAAGAGAACCCAGAGAGGACAUUGAUAAAGGGACUGGUGGGUUUUGGGCAAUUCUUAAUUUCAUUGAUGUAUAGGAGCAUCUAAGAUGGAGGGCUCAGAGCUUGCCUCACAGGUGAGAUAUGGAAAGGACUUUGAAAGGAACUGAUCUUGUGUGUUUGUUACUUUGGAGCAUCCAGGAGUAAGGGAUAAUAUGAUGCCCUUACAACACAGCUGGGACAUAGGUUGCUUCUAUCUGGUGAUUCAAAAGUCCACUAAAACCCACCGAUUUGUCUGGCUGGCUAUAGAAGAGUCCAGGACCAUCAAGCUCAGAGUUAGCUCAACAGUGGGAUUACUGAGAGGAGAUUGAAUGGACAAUUCACUGUUGCCUCUGCCUCUCAUUCUUAUAAAAUACGUUAUACAUUUAUUUCACAAAAAGGAAAUUGAAGGGAUUCUAAAAUCCAAAGCGACCUGUCCGCAACUUUAUAUUUGGAUGAUGUCAUUGAAAAAAUUAAAUGUGUUGUAUUCAGGAAUUGCUGAAAUGUAAACCUAGCUUACUUGCAUUUGACUACGACAAAAGUUCAAUGAAAAAUACAAUUAUUACAGUAGCUCACUUAUGCUUACUCUAAAUAAUUCUAUAUUCUCAUUUGAGAGAGGCUGUAUUCAAAAUGGUACCCUAUUCUCUACAGGAUAUAGUGCACUACUUUUGACCCGAGCAUUAUGGAACCUAGUCAAAAGUAGUGCACUAUAUAGGUAAUAUGGUGUCAUUUGGGAUAUAUACAGAGUAUUGAUCAGUUUCAGUACCGUAGUAGUGUCUCCAGGGAGGCAGGUAUAGGAGUUUUGUAAUAUAAUAUUACAGUUUACUGGACUAUGCUUUCAUCAAGAAAUCCCUUUGAAAGUUGCCGUGAUAUUUAGUAGAUUAAGAAAACAAAGAUGGACUAUACUCUUCCCUCUGAAUGAGUACGUAGAGAUAGAAUGGGUAGAGUCAGAGCCAUAUAUUUAUAUUGACAUUUUAUAGAUAUGGUUCUGGUUACAUUGUAGUUUCUCUACCAUUCCAUAACCUUACUAUGCAAAGAAUCAAGAAACAUUGGCGUUAUUGUGGUAUUGAUAGCAUCACAAAUGGCCCCAAAAAACAUACACUACAGUAUAUCCUUUUUAGUGAACAGGGAAACAAACGUACACUACAGUAUAUCCUUUUUAGUGAACAGGGAAACAAACGUACACUACAGUGUAUCCUUUUUAGUGAACAGGGAAAUAGCAAACGUACACUACAGUAUAUCCUUUUUUGUGAACAGGGAAACCACAACACUUCUUAUGCAGUCUUUACCUAUCGCAGUGCAAUAAUGCAUCUAUCCCCUCUAUAUACUGUAUAUACAGUUACUGUAUGUUGUUUUAUGUACUGCUUUGUUUCAAAUGAAUGUACACAUUGGCAGGUAGAAGAGAGACAGACAAAGAGGAAGUUUGUGUAGGUUUACAGUAUAUGUUAACCAAUGGGACACAAUGUUAUCGUUUCUAAUAAUGAUAUGUCUACUGUCCGGGCACCGACAACAUACAAACAAUGACUGGGGACAUGAAAAUGACAACAAAUACAGUAUGUAGAAAUACUACAUUCUGAGUGAUCAAUAUGAAACCAAGGUUUUGUUGUCACUAAUGUUGUAGGGACAAACAUCUGUGUGUACCACAACGAUCAAGGUAGCCAAUAGGAAAGAUUAAUAAAAAAUAAAAAAGGCAUUCCACAAGAGAUGGUUGAGAGAAUGUUGCAGUCAGAUGUUAGGUUUGGGAUCAGACGAUAGGAGUAGGUUUGUUAAAUGACCAAACUCUUGCUGAAGCAAGGCCCUGUAUUCCACAUACAAUACUCUAAAUGCACAUGCACAUUUCAGUUUGCUUUAGAUUUUGCAUUUGAACAAGUUUCACUUGAUUUUGUACUUCUUUGAUUCAUUCUAUAUUCCUAUUGGCACACAGUAUCGGACUGACUUUGAUUGGCUGAAACAGGUGUCAUUCACAAAAGAAACCACACUGUUCUCCAUAAUUGUCAUAGUACCACAAUAUAAUAGCCUGUUUAUGUUAUACAGUUAAAAAACAAUUAUCAGUAAAUGUAAACAUUGCACUUCAACCCUCAGGAGGCAUUGUGUAUUUCAAGGCGGGGGGGGGGGGUCACCAAGGCCACCAAGGCCACCGACGUCAUUCCACAUCUCUCCCUCCGGCCCCGUAGUGGAUCACAAACAGAACAGGACCACAGGAAUGGUUCUAUCAUUGUCCCCUAAACACAUAGGACUCUUAUGUGACCGCUGCAUCAGCAGAUUACUGACUAGUCACAUGUGGGCUGUAUUCAUUAGACACCAAAAAGAAGAAGAAAAAGGAUAGAAACAGGAAGGGACUACCUGAGCUUGUCCAAUAAGGAUUUGUUUUCCAUUGCACAGCAUUUUGCUACAGUGUGCCCUGAUGUGUUGAAUCUCUGACUGACAGGGACAGCUGGUAUUAUGGUGACUUGGCACCUUGGGUAAGCAGGAAUAACCUUCUCACUGUCAUGGCUGCGUCUUAAAUGGCAUCCUAUUCAGAGUAAACACAUUUAGCUACUUGGUUUUCCUUGUGACAGCGAAGGUUAUUGUCAGAACAUUCACAACAGGAAAGGGGAAAUGCAAAAAAAACACCCAAAUGCUACGAACGGGAGAAAUCAACAAUAUAUCAACAAAACAAUAUAGAGCUAUCGGGGUAUUUCUGGUGCAGCCACUGUGGGUUUGUUUCAGCCUUGAGUAAACCCCCCCUCCCCUGAGAGUCUCCCCCUGCCAAUCAACACAGGAGCCACUGUGGGUUUGUUUCAGCCUUGAGUAAACCCCCCCUCCCCUGAGAGUCUCCCCCUGCCAAUCAACACAGGAGCCACUGUGGGUUUGUUUCAGCCUUGAGUAAACCCCCCUCCCCUGAGAGUCUCCCCCUGCCAAUCAACACAGGAGCCACUGUGGGUUUGUUUCAGCCUUGAGUAAACCCCCCCUCCCUGAGAGUCCCCCCGCCUAUCAACACAGAAUGGCUAUGUCCCAAUCCCAAGUGUUGAUUGUAAUUAGUUCUUAACAGAAUGUAUUUUAACAAAAGGGGGAGAUUUUCUUGAGUUUGGGACACAGAUUUGGUAAUAUGACUAACAACCAAUGAUGUUGUGUAUGUGUGUAUCAACAAUAGGUCUCAUGUACCCCUCCUUAAUUAUGUGUUAUUUAAAUAACGGAACACAAAACAAAAUAAAAGUGCUGACACUAAUUUUA